UGCAAACUCCUUUACACUAUUUUUUUUUUUUUUUUUCAAUAUUCAACUUGUUUGAAUUUGCCUUCGCUGAAUACCGUGGUAUAAGUCAAAAUAUCUAUAUACACCUUCCAAAUCUACCCUCAAAAGCUCUCUAUAAACCUUUCCUACCCUCCCCAAUCACUUUCCAGCGAUGGCGAAAAGCUCCCGCGCAAGCACGCGCAAGGCGAACAACCAACGCCUGAAGUCCAAGGUCUUUGGCCCCGUCGAGGCAGCUCGAGCUGAGCGUCUCUCCGCUAAGCUCCUCGAACUGGCGGCCCAACCCAAAGCCCAACCAGAUGCCGAGAUAAAGAUGGUAGAUGGUACCGAGGAGGACGCAGCCAAGGUGCAAAAUUCCACAGCGGUGCCAGAUGCCGAUAAUACGAUGGACGUUGACAGCGCUAAACCUACGAGCAAACGCAGCGACAAGAAGCGUAUUGAGAAGCGGAGGAAGACCAGCAAGAUCGUGUUCCCCAAGUACGGCGACAAGAAGAAAACAAAGAGACGCUAGAUGCGUGAUGCGGAAAAGGCUUGGUUGGGACGAAUUGCAUUGUUAGGCGUUCGGUUUUGUUUGAUAACUACGUAGGUAUAUCUAGGUCUAUAAUUGGUUCCCACAAUGAUACCCU
This is a messenger RNA of Daldinia caldariorum, 641 nucleotides long. RefSeq lists its product as uncharacterized. The record is from RefSeq and is a predicted model, not a curated record. The transcript is spliced from 3 exons. NCBI's taxonomy places the organism in Eukaryota, Fungi, Ascomycota, Sordariomycetes, Xylariales, Hypoxylaceae. Gene Ontology annotation, cellular component: preribosome, large subunit precursor. The coding region runs from base 170 to 526 and encodes 118 amino acids.